Molecule: messenger RNA, 3078 nt
Organism: Vicia villosa (hairy vetch)
Lineage: Eukaryota; Viridiplantae; Streptophyta; Magnoliopsida; Fabales; Fabaceae
Product: receptor like protein 28-like
Exons: 1
Coding region: 1-2964 (987 amino acids)
Molecular function (GO): protein binding
Source: RefSeq, a predicted model, not a curated record
AUGCGGUUGUUUCUUUUUUCUCUGUUUCUUUUGCUUUUGCUUUUCCUUUUCCCAUCAUUCUCUUCAUCUUCUAAUCUUUCAUGUCAUCCUGAAGAUAGCUAUGCUUUGCUUCAAUUCAAGUCCUCCUUCACUAUAUAUACAGGCUAUGACUAUGAUUGUCAUGAGCAACCUCAGAAAACAGCGACAUGGAAAAACGGGACAGAUUGUUGUUCAUGGCUUGGUGUUACUUGUGAUAUUGUUUCUGGUCAUGUGAUUGGUCUCAAUCUUGGUUGUGAAAGCCUUCAAGGUGAAAUCCAUCCUAACACUUCCCUUUUUCAUCUUUCUCACCUACAAUCACUUAACCUUUCUCACAUUGAUGUCUUCUACUCCAAUUUGCAUGCUCAGUUUGGUGGAUUUAGAAGUCUUGUAAGUCUUGACUUAUCUUCAUGUCAGUUUCAAGGUGAAGUCCCUCCUCAAAUAUCACACCUUUCUAAAUUAACUUCACUUUAUCUUUCUAAUAAUUAUCAGUUAAGUUGGAAAGAAACCACUUUGAAAAGGCUUGUGCAAAAUGCAACAAUUUUAAAAGAACUAUUUUUGGAUGACACAAAUAUGUCUUCAAUCAAUCCAAACUUGUUGAAUUUGAUCUUCAAUCAAUCUUCGUCUUUGGUUAGAGUUAGUCUUCAAAGUGCAGGAUUAAGUGGAAAUUGGAAAAAUAACAUUCUUUGUUUACCAAGCAUUCAAGAACUAGAUAUGUUUGGAAAUGAAGAUCUUGAAGGUCAACUUCCAGAACUAAGUUGUAGUACAUCUCUUAGAAUCUUGGAUCUUUCAUACUGUCAAUUCAAUGGCCCAAUUCCACUUUAUUUCUCUAACCUCACAUAUCUUACUUCCCUAAGACUCGUAAAGAACAGACUUAAUGGUUCAAUCCCAUCCUCACUCUCAAACAUUCAACAUCUCAUUAAUUUAGACCUUUCGUCCAAUUCAUUUAGUGGUCAAAUCCCGGAUGUGUUUGACAGCCUAACAAAAUUACAAGAACUCCGUCUAGAUCAUAAUAGAUUACAAGGACAAAUCCCACCAUCAUUGUUUAACAUUUCUCCUCUUGUUUACUUAUAUUGUUCUUAUAAUAAAUUAAAGGGUCCUCUGCCAAACAGAAUAACUGGGUUGAAAAACUUAGGUUAUUUAAUAUUAAAUAACAACUUACUAAGUGGUAAAAUUCCAUCAUGGUGUUUAUCUUUGUCAUAUUUGGAAAGGUUAGAUCUAUCAAAUAAUCAGUUUACAGAAACUAUGAGUGCAGUCUCAUCAUAUUCUCUGCGGAAACUAAAACUAUGCAGCAACAAGCUACAAGGAGAUAUUCCAGAGUCUAUGUUCAACCUUCCAAACCUAAAUACACUUUGUCUAUCAUCAAACAACUUGAGUGGUGUUGUGAGUUUUCAACACUUUUCCAAACUUCAAAAUUUAGUUUCUCUUUCCCUUUCAUAUAAUAGUCAAUUAUCACUAAACUUUGAAUCCAAUGCCAAUUACAACUUUCCUGUCCUAUCAUUAUUGGAAUUGUCGUCUGUCGGUUUGAUUGGGUUUUCAAAACUACCAUUAGGAAAAUUUCCUCGUUUGGCAUAUCUUGCUUUGUCCAAUAACAAACUUUAUGGAAGACUGCCCAAUUGGUUGCGCAAAACAGAUUCGUUAGAAUAUUUGGACCUUUCUCAUAACUUGUUCACAUCAAUGGACCGAUUCUCAAGGAAUCCUUGGGGCUAUCUAUUCGGUCUUGAUCUUAGUUUUAACUUACUAGGUGGUGACAUCUCUCUGUCAAUUUGCAACACAACAUUUGACUUUCUCAAUUUGGCACACAACAGAUUGACAGGCAUCAUUCCACAAUGUCUGACUAAUUUAUCAUCACUUCAAGUUUUGGAUCUACAAAUGAACAAUUUUAAUGGCACUUUGCCAAGUACCUUUUCAAAGGACUGUGAUCUUCACACUCUGAAUUUCAAUGGCAACCAAUUAAACGGUAUUUUGCCUAAAUCUUUGUCCAACUGCAUUCAUAUGGAGGUUUUAAAUCUUGGCAACAAUAGAAUAGAAGACCAUUUUCCAAAUUGGCUUCAAACUCUACCAUAUUUGGAAGUACUGGUUUUGCGAGACAAUAAGUUGCAUGGUCCCAUUGCCAAUAUAAAUAUCAAUCAUCCGUUUCCAAGUUUAAUUAUUUUUGAUAUUUCACGCAACAACUUUAGUGGCCCACUGCCAAAAGUCUACAUACAAAAUUUUGAGGCCAUGAAAAAUAUUAUUCAAGUUGAAGAAGGUAGCAGCUCACAAUACAUUGAAACAAAUGAGGUGACAUACCAUGAUUCUGUGACUAUAACAGUGAAAGGAAACAUCAUUGUAAUGGAGAAAAUUCCAAUAAACUUCGUGAAUAUUGAUUUAUCUCAAAACAAUUUUGAAGGCGAUAUUCCAAAUGUUAUCGGAGAGCUUCAGGCACUCAAAGGGCUUAACCUUUCUCAUAACAGACUCACUGGUCCUAUUCCCCAAUCUAUAGGAAACUUGACAAACAUGGAGUCUUUGGAUCUUUCCUCAAAUUCGCUCACCGGCGUUAUUCCUGCAGAAUUUACCAAUCUGGGAAGUCUUGAAGUUUUGAAUCUUUCCCAUAACCAUCUAGUGGGAGAGAUACCUCGAGGAAAUCAGUUGAAUACAUUUUCAAAUGAUUCUUAUGAAGGAAACUCGGGGUUAUGUGGAUUUCCCAUGUCAAUGAAAUGUGGACCUAAUCAUCAUUCUCCUACACCUUCACCCGAAGAGAAAUUUGGAUUUGGAUGGAAACCAGUGGCUAUUGGAUAUGGAUGUGGAUUUGUGUUUGGAAUAGGACUUGGAUAUUGCAUGUUCUUAAUUGGAAGGCCAAGAUGGCUUGUGAUCAUAUUUGGUGGUCAGCCUAAAAGAAGAGUGAAAAGGAGAGCAAGAGUGAGGAGGACCCAAAGUUCUACCGUGAAUCAGAUGGUGCAAAUGUCAUAGUUUUAAUGUUAUGGUUAUUUUCUCUUAUGUUGUUUGUUGUUUACUUUCUGUUUAAAAUAAGCUUGAUGUGAGUGUGACAAUCUUGUCACUCUUAUUUGAUCUUGAUACUUUGAU